UAUCCAGAGAGAAGGCAGUUGUAUUGGGUGUAUGGUGUUAGCGUUUUAUCGACCUUGUUAAUUAUCAUGUGCUAAAUUACUACUUAUAUUGUGACUUAAUUGUUAAAAUAUCUUGCAAUAAAUAAAGAUUUGUGCGAAAAAGUGAGUGUCAAAUAUGCAAUCUCAACAAGUUGCAGUAAAUGCUCAAACUGCAGCGCAGAAUCAGCAAAUUGUUGGUACUGCAGGGGUUGUAAAUGCAAACGCAGUCAUUUUAAAAAUGAAUGAAAUACAAAUGUCGACUGUAGGAUUACUGGAAUUAGCCCAUCGGGAAUAUCAAGCAGGAGAUUAUGAAAAUGCUGAACGUCAUUGUAUGCAAUUAUGGCGACAAGAAACCAACAAUACAGGAGUUUUAUUACUUUUAUCAAGUAUACAUUUUCAAUGUCGACGACUUGAUAAAUCAGCACAUUUCAGUACAUUAGCUAUCAAACAGAAUCCACUUUUAGCGGAAGCAUAUAGCAAUUUGGGCAAUGUCUUUAAAGAACGUGGGCAGUUACAAGAAGCAUUGGAAAAUUACAGACAUGCAGUGCGUCUUAAACCAGAUUUUAUUGAUGGUUAUAUCAAUUUGGCUGCUGCCUUGGUUGCCGCUGGUGACAUGGAACAAGCUGUUCAAUCUUACAUAACUGCGUUGCAGUAUAAUCCAGAUCUAUAUUGUGUACGAAGUGAUUUAGGGAAUCUCUUAAAAGCAUUAGGCAGGUUAGAUGAAGCCAAGGCUUGCUAUUUGAAAGCCAUUGAAACACGACCAGAUUUUGCAGUCGCAUGGAGUAAUUUGGGAUGUGUAUUUAAUGCUCAAGGGGAAAUUUGGUUAGCAAUACAUCAUUUUGAAAAAGCAGUUGCCUUAGAUCCAAACUUUUUGGACGCGUACAUUAAUCUUGGAAAUGUAUUGAAAGAAGCACGAAUCUUUGAUAGAGCGGUAGCGGCUUAUCUACGCGCUCUCAAUUUAUCACCCAACAAUGCAGUCGUCCAUGGAAAUUUGGCAUGCGUUUACUACGAACAAGGGCUUAUUGAUUUGGCAAUUGACACAUACCGUCGUGCAAUUGAGUUACAACCUAACUUUCCAGAUGCGUAUUGUAAUUUGGCUAAUGCUCUUAAAGAAAAGGGUCAAGUGUCGGAAGCGGAAGAAUGUUAUAAUACAGCGUUACGAUUAUGUCCAUCACAUGCCGAUUCGCUUAAUAAUCUAGCAAAUAUUAAACGUGAACAAGGGUUUAUAGAAGAAGCUACGCGAUUAUAUUUGAAAGCACUUGAAGUAUUCCCAGAAUUCGCUGCUGCGCAUAGUAAUUUAGCAUCAGUAUUACAACAACAAGGCAAAUUAAAUGAAGCAUUAAUGCAUUACAAGGAAGCAAUUCGUAUCCAGCCAACAUUUGCUGAUGCUUAUUCAAAUAUGGGUAAUACGUUAAAAGAAAUGCAAGAUGUUGCCGGUGCAUUACAGUGUUAUACACGUGCGAUUCAAAUAAAUCCAGCAUUUGCAGAUGCUCAUAGUAAUUUAGCUAGUAUUCACAAAGAUUCUGGAAAUAUUCCUGAAGCAAUACAAUCAUAUAGAACAGCUUUAAAAUUGAAACCAGAUUUUCCAGAUGCAUAUUGUAAUCUUGCACAUUGUUUACAAAUUGUAUGUGAUUGGACAGAUUACGAAGCUCGUAUGAAAAAAUUAGUCAGUAUUGUAGCUGAACAAUUAGAAAAAAAUCGCUUACCAUCUGUGCAUCCACAUCAUUCAAUGUUAUAUCCUUUAUCACAUGAAUUUCGCAAAGCCAUCGCUGCAAGACAUGCUAACUUGUGUUUAGAAAAAAUUCAUGUAUUACAUAAACAACCGUAUAAAUUCCCAAGAGAGCUAAGUGGACGUCUCAAAAUUGGUUAUGUAAGCAGUGAUUUUGGUAAUCAUCCGACAUCACAUUUAAUGCAGUCUGUUCCCGGAUUACACGAUCGUUCUAAGGUUGAAAUAUUUUGUUAUGCAUUGAGUCCAGAUGAUGGUACCACAUUCCGUAGUAAAAUUGCUCGUGAAUCAGAACAUUUUAUUGAUUUAUCCCAAAUACCAUGUAAUGGAAAAGCUGCAGAUCGUAUUCACCAAGAUGGUAUUAAUGUUUUAGUAAAUAUGAAUGGUUAUACAAAAGGUGCUCGAAAUGAAAUAUUUGCAUUACGACCAGCUCCAAUUCAAGUUAUGUGGCUGGGAUAUCCUGGUACAAGUGGUGCUUCGUUUAUGGACUACUUAAUCACAGACUGCGUUACUUCACCAUUAGAAUUGACUUCCCAAUACAGUGAAAAGUUAGCGUAUAUGCCUCAUACAUAUUUCGUUGGAGAUCAUCGACAGAUGUUCCCACAUUUGAAAGAACGUUUAAUUGUUAGUGAUCGAUCACAUGGUGGAACCAGCGUUCCUGACAAUGUUGCAGUUAUUAACGCUACUGAUUUAUCACCACUUGUCGAAAGUACAGACGUUAAAGAAAUUCGUGAAAUUGUUCAAGCUGCCAAACCUGUUGAAAUUAGUUUAAUUGUUGCUGAACUUCCAACAACCACACCAAUUGAAACAAUGAUUGCAUCUGGGCAAGUUCAAACUUCCGUAAAUGGUGUUGUUGUACAAAAUGGAUUAGCAACAACUCAAACAAAUAAUAAAGCAGCCACAGGUGAAGAAGUGCCACAAAAUAUUGUUAUCACGACACGACAACAAUAUGGAUUACCUGAUGACGCUGUAGUUUAUUGUAAUUUCAAUCAAUUGUAUAAAAUUGAUCCAUUAACCCUUCAUAUGUGGGUUUAUAUCUUAAAAAAUGUUCCUAACGCGGUUAUGUGGUUGUUACGAUUCCCAGCUGUGGGUGAAGCAAACUUACAAGCUGCUGCACAACAAUUAGGCUUACCACCAGGUAGAAUUUUGUUCAGUAAUGUUGCUGCCAAAGAAGAACACGUACGUCGUGGUCAAUUAGCUGAUGUGUGUUUAGAUACACCUUUAUGUAAUGGUCACACAACAAGCAUGGAUGUUUUAUGGACUGGCACACCAGUUGUUACUUUACCUGGUGAAACAUUAGCUAGUCGAGUGGCCGCAUCACAAUUAGCUGCAUUAGGUUGUCCAGAAUUAAUUGCUCGAACACGUCAAGAGUAUCAAGAUAUUGCUGUAAAGUUAGGAACAGAUCGAGAAUACUUAAAAGCAAUGAGAGCUAAAGUAUGGACCGCACGCACAGAAUCUCCACUAUUCGAUUGUAAACAAUACGCUCAAGGUAUGGAAAUGUUAUAUAAGAAAAUGUGGGAACGAUAUGCACAAGGCAGAAAACCAGAUCAUAUUGCUGCUAUUGAUAAUAAAUAAUCUCAAAACAUCAUGACAUCGUCAUCGAAUUAAAAUUUUCAAAUUAAAAUUUAGUGCAGUUAAAUUUUUGCACUAUUGCAAAUAAAAGCAAAUAUUAUACUUAGACAAAGUGUGACAGUACGUUUUAAGAUAAUAAGUUUUAUAGAACAACUAGGAAUACUGAAAUUUCAUCAUGUCCAAUCAACUAUAGACUUUCUCAUCCACAAAUAAAACAUUUCAUAAUAUUCGAAUUUAUUUUGAAGUAAAUGUUGGACGUUCGACGCCUUUUGAAAAUUUCAUGUGACUGAACGAGUUGAAAGUGUAAAUUUAGAAAAAUUCAAAUGAAUGAAAAAGAAGCAUAUUUUUAUC
This is a messenger RNA of Chrysoperla carnea, 3667 nucleotides long. It is a transcript of the gene sxc, whose product is annotated as UDP-N-acetylglucosamine--peptide N-acetylglucosaminyltransferase 110 kDa subunit. The record is from RefSeq and is a predicted model, not a curated record. Gene Ontology annotation, molecular function: protein binding; protein N-acetylglucosaminyltransferase activity. Gene Ontology annotation, biological process: protein O-linked glycosylation. Lineage: Eukaryota; Metazoa; Arthropoda; Insecta; Neuroptera; Chrysopidae. Bases 155 to 3319 code for a protein of 1054 amino acids. The transcript has 7 exons.